This is a messenger RNA of Acomys russatus (golden spiny mouse), 3138 nucleotides long. RefSeq names its product cyclin and CBS domain divalent metal cation transport mediator 4 (gene Cnnm4). Bases 1 to 2328 code for a protein of 775 amino acids. NCBI's taxonomy places the organism in Eukaryota, Metazoa, Chordata, Mammalia, Rodentia, Muridae. Gene Ontology annotation, cellular component: plasma membrane. Gene Ontology annotation, biological process: magnesium ion transport; magnesium ion homeostasis. The record is from RefSeq and is a predicted model, not a curated record. The transcript is spliced from 7 exons. Gene Ontology annotation, molecular function: magnesium ion transmembrane transporter activity; sodium ion transmembrane transporter activity.
AUGGCGCCGGGGGGCGGGGGCGGGCAGCGGGACGGCUGGCCGGCCCGAGGGCGCCUCCUCCUGGCCGCGCUGCUGCUGCUGCUGCUGCUAUGGACGCGGGCGGCCAGCGGCCAGAGUAGCCCCCAGCAGAGCGUGAUCCUGGGCAUGAGGCUGGCGAGCUGCAACAAGUCGUGCGGGAUGAACCCGGAUGGCAUCAUCUUCGUGUCCGAGGGCAGCACGGUGAACCUGAGGCUCUACGGCCACAGCCUGGACGAGAUCUCCAGCAACCUGAUCUCCUUUACCGAGGUGGACGACGCCGAGACGGUCCACAACUCUACCAACUGCCUGGAGCUCACCAAGGACUUAGUGGUCCAGCGGCUAGUCAACGUGAGCCGCGGGAACACGUCGGGGAUGCUAGUGGUGCUCACCAAGUUCCUGCGGAGGAGCGAGAACAUGAAGCUGUACGCGCUGUGCACCCGGGCCCGGGCCGACGGGCCCUGGCUCAAAUGGACGGACAAGGACUCCCUGCUCUUCAUGGUGGUGGAGCAUGGGAGAUUUCUGCCACUCUGGCUGCACAUCCUUCUCGUGUUGGUGCUGUUGGUGCUGUCGGGCAUCUUUUCUGGCCUCAACCUGGGGCUUAUGGCCCUGGACCCUAUGGAACUGCGCAUCGUGCAGAACUGUGGAACUGAGAAGGAGAGACGGUACGCCCGCAAGAUAGAGCCCAUCCGGCGCAAGGGCAACUACCUGCUCUGCUCGCUGCUCCUGGGGAAUGUACUAGUCAACACCUCCCUCACCAUCCUUCUAGACAACCUGAUCGGGUCUGGCAUCAUGGCAGUGGCCUCGUCCACCAUUGGCAUUGUCAUCUUCGGGGAGAUCUUACCUCAAGCCCUGUGCUCCCGACACGGGCUGGCUGUGGGUGCCAACACUAUUGUCCUCACCAAAGUCUUUAUGCUGCUCACCUUCCCUCUGAGUUUCCCCAUUAGCAAACUCCUGGACUUCUUCUUGGGUCAGGAGAUCCGCACUGUUUACAAUCGGGAGAAGCUGAUGGAGAUGUUGAAGGUGACAGAGCCCUAUAACGACCUGGUGAAGGAGGAGUUAAAUAUGAUCCAGGGCGCCCUGGAACUAAGGACCAAAACUGUGGAGGAUAUCAUGACCCAGCUGCAUGACUGCUUCAUGAUCCGCAGCGAUGCCAUCCUGGACUUCAACACCAUGUCUGAGAUCAUGGAAAGUGGCUAUACUCGCAUUCCUGUGUUUGAGGAUGAGCAAUCCAAUAUCGUAGAUAUCCUGUAUGUCAAAGACUUGGCUUUUGUCGACCCGGACGACUGCACCCCGCUCAAGACUAUUACCCGCUUCUACAACCACCCGGUGCAUUUUGUUUUCCAUGACACCAAGCUGGAUGCCAUGCUGGAGGAAUUUAAGAAGGGGAAGUCCCACCUGGCCAUUGUGCAGAAGGUGAACAACGAGGGGGAGGGUGACCCCUUCUACGAGGUGCUGGGCCUGGUCACCCUGGAGGAUGUCAUCGAGGAGAUCAUCAAGUCCGAGAUCCUGGACGAGUCGGACAUGUACACGGACAAUCGAACCCGGAAGCGGGUAUCUGUGAAGAACAAGCGCGACUUCUCUGCCUUCAAGGACACUGACAGUGAACUCAAAGUGAAAAUCUCACCUCAGCUGCUUCUAGCUGCCCAUCGCUUCCUGGCCACAGAGGUGCCCCAGUUUAGCCCCUCUCUGAUAUCAGAGAAGAUUCUGCUGCGGCUGCUCAAGUACCCAGAUGUGAUUCAGGAGCUCAGGUUUGACGAGCACAACAAGCACUGCAUCCGCCAUUACCUGUACACCCGGAACAGGCCGGCCGACUACUUCAUCCUCGUCCUGCAGGGGAAGGUGGAAGUGGAAGCAGGAAAGGAGAACAUGAAGUUUGAGACGGGCGCCUUCUCGUACUAUGGGACCAUGGCUCUGUCUGCGGCCCCCUCGGACCGGUCCCCAGCCCACCCGACUCCACUCAGCCGCUCAGCCUCCCUCAGUUACCCAGAUCGCAGCACGGACGUGCCACCCUCCUCAACCCUGCCAGGCAGCAACCAGUUUGGCAGCUGCGUUCUGGGCCAGUAUGUGUCUGACUUCAGUGUCCGGGCACUCACAGACCUGCAGUACAUUAAGAUCACAAGGCAGCAGUACCAGAAUGGGCUGCUGGCCUCCCGCAUGGACAACAGCCCUCAGCUCCCCUUGGAUGGCUGUGCCACCUGCUCAGAGAACUUUACUGAGAAGUCUGAGCUGCCUGUGGUGGAUGAGACCACGACUCUUCUCAGUGAACGCAACUCCUUGCUGCACAGAGCCUCCCAGGAGGGGGCCAUCUGACAGGAGGGCCCGGGGACUCCCGCCCACCCUGCGGGGGUCUCCCCAGUGGGCCCACAUGAAGUCAGGGAGCCUGUUAGGCUAGAAGGGGUACAGGUUGAGAUCCUGCAUAACUGAGUGACCAGACACCCCUGUCCAGGGGACCUGGCUGCAGAUGGGGACCUCACUCUGACAUGAUGCCUGCCCAGCCCAACUAGUAAGCGAAGGCUGGUUUGUUUGUUUGUUUAUUUGUUUUUUAAACACUGAGAGAAUUUUUAAGCUAGGCUCAUUGCUCCUCUUUUUAAAUAUCAUUUCGGGAAGGGAAGACAGGGUUAAGGAACUUUAUGUAAAAAUAAUUUUUUUCCCCCAAGAAACCCCACAAACUUUAAAAGGGGAGAAGGGUUCCUUACCCUGGGAAGCAAGAGCCAUAACCUGUUCCCAGAGAAGAUCUUGCAGCCUGUGUGUGUCUCUUUCGGAGCUACUCCUCUGCAGCACUGGGGGCCUGGAGCCUGCAGGAGGAAGAAGUCAUACUUGGGAAGCAGCGGUCCCAACGAAACAUCAACUGCCAGGACUCAGGCAUUGAGGUUCCUGAGGCUGAGAGGUGACACAAUGGCCCCGGCCUGCAUCACAGAGGAAUAACGUCUACUCUUGUCAACCGUCGGAUGCCGCGAUCUCCUGGAACCUUGCCCACAGGCUCUCCUGGUGAGUCAGGACUCAGCUGAGACCCACGCCCUGGCUCGAGUUAGGCAUGGUCUUUGGCCUUCUGGGCCAGGCCCUCUGUUUUACCAAAAGUUUCCUCAGAAGGGACAGCCUACAUCCGAGGUAACUUGUCGG